Chondrus crispus (carragheen) is the source of this 3615-nucleotide messenger RNA. Its product is annotated as ATP dependant DNA helcase. Gene Ontology annotation, biological process: telomere maintenance; DNA repair. The record is from RefSeq and is a predicted model, not a curated record. Gene Ontology annotation, molecular function: DNA helicase activity. NCBI's taxonomy places the organism in Eukaryota, Rhodophyta, Florideophyceae, Gigartinales, Gigartinaceae. Bases 1 to 3615 code for a protein of 1204 amino acids. The transcript is spliced from 6 exons.
AUGGCAUCCGUGGUCGCCAAAUGGGUGAACAGAGGUCCCGGUCCUUCUAAUUUUAACCCCACAAUGACGAUGCAGGGCGGGAUGUACCGUUACAUGAGUCCCAUGAUGCCAUCCGAAGGGCGGGCGCCUUCCUGUGCUUCCGUUUACAUUCAUGACACUGACUACGCCACCCAGACGCGCACAAGGCUUGGAAACUCUAGACAACUGGAAGAGGCACUGAUGACGCAACUGACAUACAUGCUGCACGAAUGCAACCCCUACGUGCAGACGUUUCUGUGUAUGCGAGAAUGGGCUCAAUCUCCUCACAACAACAGUCCUGCCACGUACCAGAUGGUCAUCCAUGCCGAUCGCAGGCCAAGUCAUGAGUAUGUGCGCCGGUACAAUGGUCCCGAAGCUUCUGAAGUCGCCGCAUUGAUCCCUGGAAAUGAAGACGGAGAGAUUGGGCGAAGAGAUAUCGUCGUUCGCAGGAGAGGGACUCUGAACAGUAACGGGAACGAAGUGCUGGAUCCGAUUUCAGUCAGUCAUCGCGCAUACGAUCCAUUGAGCUACGUGCUUUUGUUCCCGAACAGUAGAGAUGGAUGGUAUCCAGAGCUUCGAUUCUCCAGUGUUCAAGACGGCAGACCACGACUCUUUCAGCUAUACUUGGUUGACCAGUUCUGCAAAGUGGCAGCAGAAAGGCUUUCUUAUCUCCGCCACAACCAGACACAACUUGGAGCCGCCGACUACACCUCACUGCGCGACAGCCUAGGAGACUCCGGUCGUGCUGAAGACGAAGCCGAUGCCGUGCGUGCGGGACGACUGUUCAUUCUCCUUUCCACGUACAUUGGAGGUGACCGCUAUAUGAGGCAGCAGAUGCACGACAUCAUUGCUAUAUCGAACCAAAUUGGCCACCCGGACAUCUUCCUCACCAUGACAUGCAGUCCAAGCUGGCCGGAGAUCACAAGAGCCCUACUGCCGAACCAAACGCCUCAGAACAGACCGGAUCUGUGCGCACGUGUGUUUCGUCUGAAAAUGAAAGAUCUCAUGUCCUUGGUCAUCAACGAAAAAGUAUUCGGAACCGUUGUUGCCCAUAUACGAGUCAUCGAGUUUCAGAAACGCGGUCUUCCCCACGCUCACGUUGUAUUUUUCCUAAAUGAAGUCUCCAAGAAUGAUCUGCGUACUCCCGAAAACGUCGACCGCAUUAUCUCUGCCGGGAUCCCGUCUGCCCAAGAUCCAGAACUCCAAGAGGUCGUGCUCAAGCAUAUGAUUCACAAUCCAUAUGGAGAACACAAUCCAACAGCCGUGUGCAUGGGCGAGCGGUACUGCAGGAAAGGGUUUCCAAAAUCGUUCAAACACGAAACCAGCCAGUCCGACAGUGAGUACUACAUCACGUACCGAAGAAGGGCACCCUCUGCAGGUGGCGUCUCCAUCGAGCGACCCUCCCACAACUCCUGGGUCGUUCCCCACAGUCCUGUGCUUCUACGUUCAUUCGCUUGCCAUUUGAAUGUUGAACUCUGCGUGUCACGCAUUGGCGGAAUCAAGUACCUCUUCAAGUAUGUGUGCAAGGGACCAGACCGAGUGACCAUGGAAAUCACUGCCGAGAACGAGCGCUACGACGAGAUCUCCAACUUCCAAGAUGCCAGAUACGUUUUGGCAUCGGAGGCCGCAUGGAGGUUAUUCUCCUUUGACAUUGUAGACCGCAAUCCUCCAGUAGUCAGGCUUGCAGUGCAUCUGCCCAACCACUACACGGUGUACUUUGAGGAAGGGCGAGAGCAGGAGGCGGCGCUUCGACCAGCAACAGGCACGAAGCUGACCGAGUGGUUUAAAGCCAACGAGAAGUACCCAAGAUUGCGGCAACUGUACGAGGAGUAUCUCGGUCGAAUCUACACUGUCAGUCCGAGGGAGGGUGAGCGCUACUUUCUUCGCCUCCUCCUCACACAAGUGCCAGGUGCAACAUCCUUCGAGAACUUGCGAAAUAUAGACGGCGAGGAGUGCACCAGCUUCCGACAAGCUUGCUUACAACUCGGUUUGCUGCCCGACGAUGCCGAGUGGAAGCACGCAAUCCGAGAUUCAUUCCGGUCAAGCUUCGUUCCUCUUUCUCAUCUGUUUGCUACGAUUAUGGCACACUGCCAGCCUUCGGACCCUCUCUCGCUGUGGAACGACCACCUGGACAUGUUUCUCACCGAUAUUCGAAAUCGUGCACGCAGACAACCCAUUCGAAGACCGCAGCUUCGCGAUGAUCACCACGCCACAUCUUACGUGCUUCGAGAGGUACAGGAGGCCCUGCAGACGGUGCGUUCCAACUGGACGCUCGCAAACUUCGGACUCCCACUGCCCGAUGACAGCCUUCCCGCUUUGGAAAAGAAAAACGAGAUCGAGACCCCCGAAGCAAGAGCGCAGCAUCGUCUCUUCUUCCUCGAUGCUUCUGGCGGAACAGGCAAAACAUUCGUGUUCAGCGCCAUUCAAGACUUCCUUCGUACGCGCCGUAAGCAAUUCAUCGCUGUCGCUACGUCUGCUGUUGCUGCUGUGUUGCUCGACGGUGGACGCACCGCUCAUUCCGUGUUCAAGGUUCCCAUUCCUGUAUCUGCCGAAAGCACGUGCAGCUUCUCCGCAAACUCCGACACUGGCCGUACACUGCAACAAGUCGAUCUCAUCAUAUGGGACGAGAUCGUCAUGUGCCAUCGACAUUGUAUUGAGACUGUCGAUCGCUCCCUUCGCGACUUGAUGCAAACCGACCAGCCCUUCGGAGGAAAGUUCCUCGUGCUCGCUGGAGACUUUAGACAAAUCCUUCCCGUCGUUCCAGGCGGGUCCCGAGGUCAAAUCGUGAGCGUGUGCGUCAAGGCUUCCCCGCUGUAUCGAGAGUGCCGAUUCCUGCGCCUUACCGAGAACAUGCGCCUUGCUGAUCUCCGAGCGGACCCUGCAGCAGAUGUGGAGGCUCUCAACUUUCCAGAGUUCCUCCUCAGCGUCGGGGAAGGCAGAAUUAACGGUGAACAGCGCCCGGAAUGGAUCUCACUACCACAGUCCGUUGCGUUCGAGCAUACCAUCCGCAAUUUAUGCCUCAAGGUCUUCCAAGGGAUUCGAGACAAUCACGCCGACCCUGCCUGCCUCACCAAGCGCACCGAAGACACCAACGCGCUAAUCUAUCCCACAGAAAUGCUCAACACCUUGACCGCCGGAUCUGCUCUUCCAGACCACAAGCUCAAGCUCAAGAAAGGCUUCAUCGUCAUGCUUCUGCGCAAUCUCGAUCCCGCUACCGGUCACGUCAACGGCGCGCGAUAUGUCAUCGAGAACAUGACCAACUACCUGCUCUUUCUACGCGUUACCACCGGGUCACACCAAGGCAACAGACUGUGUCUUCCUCGAAUGCCCUGCGGACCAGGACACGACAACUUUCCCAUCCCUGGCUUCACCCGAACGCAGUUCCCCAUUCGCACGUGCUUCGCCCUUACAACGAACAAAGCGCAAGGCCAAUCCUUCGGUGGCCGCAUUGGUCUCGACUUACGAGAUCACUGCUUCUCGCACGGUCAACUCUACGUCGCACUAUCAAGGACUACUUACCCAGGGAACGUCACUGUCCUCACUAGAGAGUCCAAUGAAACAACGCCAAACAUAGUGUACCCCGAGGUCCUUCAGUAG